AUGGGAAAAAUAAAAAUUAGUAUAGUUUAUUUGAUUCUCGUAUUUGUCUUUUUAGAUCUAUAUUAUGAGGAGAAAGUUAAAGUGGUAUCAACUAUGUGUAAAUCAGAUAUGAAAAAAUUGUCAUCUGUUUCUAAUUUAGUAGAAAAAAAGUCUCUUAAUGAAUAUAAUAUGAAGGAAAAGAAAAAAUCAGAAAUUUCUAUUCCUUCAAACCAAAAUAACUAUAAUAAAAAAACAGUUAAAUUAAAAAAUGAAGAUAAAAAAACAUCUUAUUUAUAUAAGCAACCUAUAAUUCUAAAAAAUUAUAAUACUACAACAUAUCCAUUAUAUAUUAUAUCUAAAGAUAAAAAUAUUCCAUAUAUAUCUAGAAAAUAUAUUUUUAAUGAAGGAAAACAAAACAUAUUGGGUAAUAUUUCACAUUCCUUUUUUGAAAUGAAAGCUAAAAAUUCAAUUGACACAGAAUUAUUAAAUAGUUACAAAAGUUUGAUUACUGAAAUUAAUGAAAAAUAUAACAGAGGAAAGGAUAGAUAUAUUGUAUCAUUCUCGUAUUUGGAGAUGGAACAUUAUUUCAAAGAGGAAGAUAAUACAAAAAAAAAAUAUACAACUGAUAUAAUCCCAUCUAUUAAUAAUAUAAAAGAAAAAAUUGAGAAAUAUAUAAGUUACUGUGAAAAAUCUAAAGAUGAACUGAUAAAAGGAAUGAAUAAAUUAGAAGAACUUGUUGAAAAUUCACAAGAAGGAAAUAUGUUUACAGAAAAAUGUAAUGAAUUUAAAUCAAAGAUAGAAGAGAUAAAAUCAACUUUGAUUACAGAUUAUAACAAUAUUGAACAGGAAAAUUGGAGAAUUUAUCAUAACAUCGAUAGCUUGUUAUGUCAGAAAUAUUGUAAUGGUACCAUGUGUAAUAAUGUGAAAUCUGUUUAUGAAUCUGCUAUAGAAUUUUAUUAUAAUAAAAUAAAAGUAAAAGUUGAAGAAUUUGAAUUUUUAAAAGAACUUGAUGAUUUUAUGAAAAAUGAUAGUAAAUUAUCAAAAAUUUUGGAUAAAAAUUUUUAUCAUAAACACUAUAAAUUCUCUUUAAAAUUAUUACUGGAUGAAAUUAAAGAUAUUUUAGAAGUUCAUACAGAAAACCAAAAAGUUUUAUCUAAUAAUAUGAAGUCUUUUACUAGUGUUAAAGAAGAAUUAAGUAGUUUUAAAUUUUAUAAUUAUAAUAUUACUCAAACAGUUACUUUUCCUCCCUUUGCUUAUCAUGCGCUUAUUAUUACUGGAGAUUGGGAUAAAACUUUAAAAUCUAAUUUCUAUGAGAAAAAAGAAGCAAUUCAUAACUUGUAUGAUAAAAUAAAAAAGGAAUUAGGGGAAGAAAUAAAUUCUUUAGUUUAUCCUGCAGAAGUAGAAUCAAAUAUUGAACAAAUUGUUUCAAAUGUACAGAAAAUAUUAAGUAAUGUUAAUAAUAUAACUUCUGAAAAUUGUGAGGUAAUAGAAGGUUUACCAUAUAAAUAUAGUGAUCCUAAAAUUUCUACAACUAAAAGUGAACUUAAUAAUUUAUGUACUAAAUUAGAUACACAUAAUACUGAUUUGAAAAGUAAAUUGGGUAUAAAUAAUGAAAAGCACAAUUCAAUUAAAACUCAAAAAUCUCAAAUAAAAACAUUAAAAGAAAGUUUAAAAGUUGAUGAAAAUCAACUAUUAAAUGACAUUACAGAUGAUGUUAUUAGUACAAAAGAACGUAUUGAAAAAAUUAUAACAUCAGCGAAUGAAGAACUUGAAGAGUUAAAAAGAAAAAAUAAUGAAUUAAAUGGUUUAAAAAGUGAAAUUGAUAAAUUAAUUACACAAGUUCAAGCAAAAAGUAAAGAGCUGAAGGAAUUGGAAAGAAAAGAAGAGGAAGCUAUCAAAGAAAAUGUAAAAAAUAUUGAAAGUUAUUUAGAACAAAUUGAAGAAAAAAUGAACAAAUUAAAAACACUUAUGGACUUAAAAGAUAGUGAAAAUGAAGACUUAAAAAUUAUUGAAAAAGUAAUUGAUGCAUCAUCUUGUGAUAACAAAGAAAAAUAUACAGCAGAAAGAGAAGAAGCAAAAGGAAAAAGAGAAUCAGCUUUAGCUUCUUUAUUUGAUAGUAAAAAAAUAGAAAAAGCAUAUAUAGAAAUACCAAGUUAUGUAUCUGAAAAAAAAAAAUUAAAUUAUAAAAUAUAUGAUUUGAAUAAAAUUAAUGAUUUAUUAAAAGAGGUAAAACAAAAAUCUUCUGAAAUAGAUAAUAUUGUAAAAGAAAGUUCAACUAUCAUGAAUGAUAAAAUAAUUCCAGCAGAAAAUUAUCUUACACAAAUUAGGAAUAACAUUAUAACAGAGUCAAUUGAAGAUUUAUAUAGUAAAAUGGAGAAUUCUUAUCAAAAUUUUAACAUUAUAUUGGGUUCUAUAAAUGAAAAUUUAAUUAAUUAUGAACAAAAAGUGGAAAUUUUGAAAACCUGUGAGAAUGAUAUAACAAAAAGAAAAUGUGAAUUCAUGGAGAAACUCAUUGAAGAAGAUAGUGAUUCACUAAAAGGAAAAGAUUCAUCUCAAGACACAUUGAAUCUUAAAGAUGUUAUUAAAGAAAAAAAAAAUUUAAUAUCGACAAAAAUAAGUGAUGGAAGAGAUAUUACAUAUAACUUUAAAAAACAGUUUGAAUUGUAUAGCAAAAUAGAAAAAUUUUAUAAUAUUCUUCAAAAUGAUGAAGUUUCUAACAAGCUUAAAAAUUUAAAAACAACCAUUCAAGAAUUAAAUGCAGAUGGUAAACUAAAUGAACAUCAAGAGAGAUACAACAGUGCAACACAUUCAAUAGAUGAUAGCAUAAAAAAGGUUGAAUUAUCAAAAAAAAUUAUAGAAACUGUUAAAGUUUUAAAUAAGAUUAUAAAUGGAUGUAAUAGAAAUGAGGAAUCAAUUGAACAUUUAAAAGGAAAAUUAAAGGAAUCAGAUGAAAAUAUAAGUAGGGAAAUUAGUUCUAUCAAUGAUGAUAAUCUGAUAGAAGGUAAUGUAAAAGAGAGACUUUUAAGUAAAUUAAAUGAAAAAAAAAAAAUAGUAGAAGAUAAAAUAAAAGAAGUUGAUGAGGUAGAGAAAAAGUUAAAGGUUUUCUUACAAAAUUCUGUAAGUUUUAAAGAAACUAUUGGAAAUAUUCCUACUGAAGAAAAUUUGAAAAUUCAUUCAAAAGAUAUAUCAGGUAAGAAAGAAAAUUUAGAAUCCAUUACAAAUACAAUAAGUAGUUUAAAAGUAGGAACUACUACAAUUAAUUUAGAUGUUGAUAGUUUAAUUAAUUCUCAGAAUAAUGAAAUAGCAGAUUUAGUUUAUAAUUUAAUAGUACGGUUAGAUCAGGAUAUAAAUAGUAAAGUAGAAACAAGUUUAGGAACUUUAGAGGUAACAAAAAAGAGUUUUGAAGAAUAUAAAUACGAAAAAGAUAUAAAAAAUAUUUAUAAUGAUACUAAUAAGGUAACAUUAAGUUCAAUAUCGCAAAACUUUGAUGUUUUCAAGGGUAAUAUCAGCAUGUAUGAAAAAAAAUUUGUAGAAAUUAAAACUGAAUCUAAAAAUGAUAUUGAUGAAUCUGAUAAUAUAAAGAAAAUUAAUGAAAAUUUUAAUGAAAAAAGAAUUAAUAUGAAAAAAAAAUAUGAAAAAAUGAAAACAAUAUUAGAAAAAUUGAACACAUUGGAAGCAGACCAAUUGGAAUUAUUAAAAAAUAUAAAUGAAAAAAAAUUAGAAUAUAAAAAAACUUUAGUAUAUGAUUCUAUUGAUCAAAUUACUUAUAUAAAGAGAAAAGGUGAAGAAGAGAUAGCAGAAAUUGAUUUGUGUAAAGGCAAAAUUGAACAAUUAGAGACAAAAAUACCAGAUGACGAGGAAUGUGGAUUAGAUAAUUUUAAUUAUGAAGAAUAUGCUAAAAAUUCUAAAAGAAAUCAGGAGGAAAUAAAUAAAUCAGAACAAGAAGUUAGCAUAUUAAAGGAAAGUAUAUCCAAUUCUCAAAAAGAAGAGGAAAUUGAUUCUAUUCAAAUAAAAGUUGAACAAAAAUUGAAAGAUGUUUUAAAAGAAAAAAGUAACAUAGAUAAUACGUCCAAAAUAAUUAAACAUAUGGAAAAAUUGUUAAUGUUAACAAAAUUUAGUAUAGUAAUGGAUGACUUACAAAGUAAUUCUCAAAAUGUUAAGGAAGAAGAAGAAAAAGCUAAAACACAACUUACAGAAUCAGGAAUAGCAAAAGAUAAAAUAAUGGAAGAUUAUAAAAAUGCAGAGGAAUUAAGAGAUUUAUUAAUAAAUCAAUUGGAUGAUAGUUCAAUUGAUAGAAGAAUUGAGGAAAUUAGAUUAAUUAAAAGUAAAAUUGCAUCUUAUAUAAAAACUAUAUAUGGAUUUUUAAGAGAAUCUGAAAAACAUAAAGUUGCUGCAUUAUUAUAUUUUAAAAAUACUUUAAGAGGAAAAGGUAAAAUAGAAUAUUUAAAAAAUCAUGAUAGUGAAGGAAAAGAAAUAAAUGAACAAGUAUUAAAAGAUGUAGAAAAGUAUGUCCAUGAUUCUCAAACUUACUCAAAUAUGGCAGAUAAAGAUUCAGAAGAAACUAGUAAAAAUUACGAAUUAUCUUUAGAAUAUGGGAAGAAGAUGGAUAAUCUUUUCAAAAAUUCUUUACUCAUUGCAGAAAAAAAUAAGGUGAAGAUGAGAAAAAGUGUUGCAGGAGAUAUAUUUGCAGAAAUUCAAAAUGAUUAUUAUAAUAAUAAAAAUUUUUUAGAAAUAUUAAUAAAUAAAUUAAUUAUAUUAAAGCAAGAAAAUGCUCAUAUGGAAAAACAAGAAGAUGCAAAUAAUGAAAAGUCAUUACGUGAAUUUUAUAGAAUAGAAAUUACAAGAACGAAGGCAAGUAAUACUUUAAUAGAUACAGAAGAGAUAAAAAAUAGAAUACUAGGUAUUAUUAAUGCUGCUGAAAUUGAAAUGAAAUCAAUUUCAGUCGUAUCGGAAAGAUCUUAUGAAGAUGUAUUAGAUGAAUUAAAAAUGGAACAAGAUAAUUUAAAAAAUGUUUCUAGAAUUUUAAGAGAAUUUGAAAAUAAAAAAAAACAUUUAAAAAUUGAAUUAAAUAAAUUUAAAGAUAUAGAGACUAAAGUUAAUAAUAUGGAAGCAGAAAUGAAAAUAUAUAAAACAUCUUUUGAAGAAGGAAUUUUACUACAAAUAAAAAAAAUAGCUGAUGAAGAGAAAAAAAAUAUAGAAUUAUUAAAAGAAUCAAUUAAAUUAACUAUUGAUACCUCUAUUAACUUCUUAAAAGAUUCUGUAUUAGGAGCAGAUGGUAUUAUAGAAAAAUUUGAAAACCCUCAAAAAAAAUUGAAUGAAAUGUAUGAUUCAUUUGAUAAAUCAUAUAAAGAAAUAGAAAAAGAUGCAUUAAGUAUUUUAGAUUCUUCUAACACAUACAGUGAUGUGAAAGAUAAAAAAGAAAAAGCUAAAGUAGAAAAAGAAAAACUCAAAGAGUUAAAUAAGGAAAUAAAAAUUUUGUUAAAUAAUAUAAGAGAUAUUAAAAUAAACGAGACAUUAAAAUUAAUACUAUAUAUGAAAGGUCAGUUAGAUGAAGUUAAAAAAAUUGCUCAUGAAGAGUAUUUAUAUAUGGAGGAAUAUACGAAAGAAAUUAAAAAAAAUAUUGAAAAUAUAAAAAAAUCAAAAUGUGUUAAUAUUGCACUUGAAGAAUUAAUUAAUGCAAAAAAUAAAGGUAGUCAAUUUAAUCAAAGAAAAUUAAAACAUGAUACUUAUAGAGAUAAAGCAUAUUCAAUUUUGAAUGAAAUAUUUAAAGCAUCAGAAUUUAUAAAUAUGAGUCUAGAAACAAUAUGGAGUCUGGAGGGAUUUAAAGAAAUAAAGGAUAUCGAAGGCAUUAUUUUAGGUAUACAAAAGGAUUCAGCUGAUAUAAAUAAUAAAGAAAAAGAAAAUGAAGAAAAUAUUAUGAAUAUGAAAAACAUAUAUGAACAAAUAAAAGUAAGAGAUAAAAUAAAAAAAAAAAUUGGGGAUACAAAAAAUGAAAUUGAUAAACUUUUACGCAAUGCACAAAAUUCACUUGAGAAAUAUAGAGAAAUAAGAGAAUUAAAUUUUGAUGAGACGGAAUAUUAUGAAAUCUUAAAAAACUCUAAAGAUUAUACAAAUUUUAAAAAAUUGAUAAAUUCCUAUUAUGAAAAAUAUAACCAAAUAGGGAUAGAAGAAAAUACAGAUUCAAUAAUAACGGAACUUAAUAAAUAUAAGAACUCUUUAAAUGAUAUGGAUGAACUUAUAGAAAUAUCAGACAUAGAGUAUUUUACUACCAACAUAUUAGAAAAAGUAAAAGAUGAUAUUAAUACUAUAACGAAUAAAAUAGUUCAUAUAAAUAAUAGCAUUUUAGGAUUUAACGCUUCUUUUUGUGAGUUACUAGAGUUAAGAAGAAAUUGUAAAUUAUAUUUUCUCUCUUUAAUUGUUACAAGUAUUAACAAUGCAAUAUCAAAAGAUAAAAUCAUAAUUGAAAAAAAUAAGAAAAAUGUUUCUUCAUGUGUAGAAUAUGUUUUAAAUAAUUAUAACUAUAUAAAUAAUGACAUUUAUACAACAAAUAAAUGUUUAUCUAGGAAUUUCGUAAGCUUUUAUGGAUCAAAUAAUGUCGAAAAUUUAAAUAAACUUUCUGAGAAUUUUAAAAUAAAAAAACGAGAUGUAAUAAAAAAAAUGGGUGAUUUAGAAAAUGCAUUUUUAGAUGUGAAUGAAAAAAAGAAUUCAAAUUUGAUAGACGAAUAUAUGCAAGAAGUGAAAUAUCUCUAUAAGGAAUUUAAGCGAGAAAGAAUAAAUUUAAAAAAUAUUUUUAAAAAAAUUAAUGAAAUAGAGCUAAAGGAUUUAAGAGAUACUGUUAAAAAAUUUUUUGAUAUAGCAGAAUCAUAUGAAGAUACUACAGAAUAUAAAAAAGAGAAAAUAUUAUAUAUAAAAAAUGAGUUAAAAGAAAUUGAAGAUUUUAUAAAAAAAGGAAACCAAGAAUUACUUCGUAUUGGGGAUAUGCAUUCAGAAGAAAAAACACAAAAAGUUAAUGAAAUUUAUGAAAAUAUUAUGAAUGAAUUUAUAAAAGUCAAAGAGUUAGAAAAUGACAAUAAUAAUGAAAAUAAUCAAUUGGAUAAUCAUGAAAAUCAAAUUUCUCAUUUAAUAGAAAGAACAAAUUGUUUAUUCAAAUUUUUAGAAUUAUAUCAAUAUAAUAAUGAUCAUUAUAUAUUACAGGAAGAAGAUAUAAAAAUAGAAAAUGAAGUAAAUAAUUAUCUAAAAAAUCUUAAGAUUUGGAUAAAAGAAUCGAUGAGAAUUUUUGAGAAUAUAAAAAUUAGUAUAGAUGAGAAUAAAAAAUUUAUACAUGAGAAUAUGAACAUUAUUCUUUCAAUUUAUGAUAUUAUAAAUAAUAUAAAUAAUAUAAAAAAAAAUUAUCAACAGGAAGUAGAUGAAAAGAAAGUAACUAAUAAUAUAAAAAAACAAGUAAAUGAAAUUAAGGAAAUAAAGGAUAAUAAUGUAAUAAUAAAUAAUAAUACUAAUUUUCAAUAUAAUGAACGCAGUCAUAAUCGUGAAGAUAAUAGUGAAAUUUGGUAUGGUAGAAUAUACAUUACAAAGAUUAAAUUAACAGAAACAUUAGUUGUGCUUCUAUUAUUUUGUAGCGGAAUUAUUUUAUUUUUAUUCAAAAAAAAAAAGAAUAAUAAAGAUAAUAAGGAUGAUUGCAAUAAAAAUGAAAUAAAUCUAACAUAUGAGAGAAGUUUUCGUAAUACACGUAACAUCGAUAGAAAAGAAGAAUAUAUUGAAGCUUCUUUUGUUUAA
This is a messenger RNA of Plasmodium gallinaceum, 7752 nucleotides long. RefSeq names its product reticulocyte binding protein, putative. The record is from RefSeq and is a predicted model, not a curated record. Bases 1 to 7752 code for a protein of 2583 amino acids. The transcript has 2 exons. NCBI's taxonomy places the organism in Eukaryota, Apicomplexa, Aconoidasida, Haemosporida, Plasmodiidae.